This is a messenger RNA of Geodia barretti, 972 nucleotides long. The record is from the annotation of a GenBank genome assembly. NCBI's taxonomy places the organism in Eukaryota, Metazoa, Porifera, Demospongiae, Tetractinellida, Geodiidae.
GAACCUAGCCCUGGACCAUCGCCGCCUUGGUUUGUAACAGCACCGACUUUGCCCUAGUAAGUGUACAUUUGCCCUAGUACGAGAAAGCCGGAGCGCCGGCCUACAUUCCGCUCCUGUUAGUUCGACUGAAGAUCAACUGUCGUUGUGCUGGGGUGAAGCACAGUCGAACUAACCAGAGUGGAAUGUAGGCCGGCGCUCUUUCUCCUACUAGGGCAAAUGUACACACAGCCGACCCUGCCAUCUUGCCUUUUUCUUGGCUUGCAUACGCGGCAUCGAGUGGGUGUGGCCUUAUUUGGACAGGCGCACACGAUUGCGAGUGAUUUGCGAGUCGCCGGAAGUCGCUACGCGCUGGGUCCGUACACUCCAGUUGAUCCCUCUUUUGUCUCUUUCUCUCUUUCCCUCCCUCUCUCUUUCCUUGCAGGAGACACUGAUAUCCGGAGACACUCCCCAAUACCCCGUAAGUGUGCCAUUUCACUGCAUCACUCUAUACUCAUUAAUUUUUACCAUAGCCUUAGAUUGAAAAGAGCAAUCAGUGGAAAUUACAUUCUUUGCCUAUAUUGCAAAUUCUCCUUUUUGUCACAAUUUUCUUGUCAGCUAAGAGUACACUAAUGCAGCACUAAAUUAUGCAAACUUGUGCAAGCUUUGACAUAGUUGUGAUGUAAAAUCCACCCCCUGUAUGAGCUGAAGAAUGAGUGACCUAGCGAUUCCCACACAUUCUGAACAACAUUGUGUAAUGGCAUUGAUCUGCAGCAUUUCUAAAAGAGCAAUCAGUGGAAAUUACAUUCCAGCAUUUCUAAAAGAGCAAUCAGUGGAAAUUACAUUGCUGGUCUUGCAAAUUCCCCUUUUUUCCACUAUUUUCCUGUCAUCUAAGAGUAGACACUAGUUGCAGCACUAAAUUAUGCAAACUUGUGCAAGCUUUGACACAGUUGUGAUGUAAAAUCCGCCCCCUGCAUGAGCUGAAGAAUGAGUGAC